Molecule: messenger RNA, 2483 nt
Organism: Callorhinchus milii (elephant shark)
Lineage: Eukaryota; Metazoa; Chordata; Chondrichthyes; Chimaeriformes; Callorhinchidae
Gene: sntg1
Product: syntrophin, gamma 1
Exons: 18
Coding region: 143-1669 (508 amino acids)
Cellular component (GO): dystrophin-associated glycoprotein complex; intracellular anatomical structure
Molecular function (GO): structural molecule activity; protein binding
Source: RefSeq, a predicted model, not a curated record
CACAUUCUGUUGUGAUAGAAACUACACAAAAGCCCACUUUCUGCAACCUAUCGACAAAACCAAGAACCCAACCCAAGCUGCCAGAAGCUGGAAUAGCAGAAGCAUGAGCUAAAGGCCAGCGUUCCUCUCUGUGCCAUAGCACAUGGAUUUCAGGACUGCGUCUGAGGAGACAAAGACAGGAAUUUGUUUGCUACAGGAUGGAACUCAGGAGCCUUUUGAAGUGCGACUGCACUUAGCAAAGGAUAUUUUAACAAUUCAGGAGCAAGACGUUAUCUGUGUGUCGAGUGAACCUUUCUAUUCCAGUGAAAGAACAGUGACAAUCAGACGACAAACAAUUGGUGGAUUUGGUCUAAGUAUAAAGGGUGGUGCUGAACACAAUAUUCCUGUUAUUAUAUCCAAAAUCUCUAAAGAGCAAAGAGCUGACCUAUUGGGCCUGCUGUUCAUUGGAGAUGCUAUCCUACAGAUAAAUGGAAUAAACGUUAGGUCCUGCAAGCAUGAAGAAGUGGUUCAAGUGCUGCGUAAUGCUGGUGAAGAAGUGACUCUUACGGUUUCUUUUUUAAAGCGAGCGCCUGCUUUCCUGAAACUCCCCCUCUAUGAAGACUGCACAUGUGUCCCGAGUGAUCAGAGCAGCGGCACAUCUUCACCACUUUGUGACAGUGGAUUGCACCUUAACUACCAUCCCAACAACACAGAUUCAUUAUCUUGUUCUUCGUGGCCAACUUCCUCAGGCCUGAAGUGGGAGAAGCGGUGGUGUGAUUUGAGGUUAAUCCCACUUCUUCAUUCUCGCCUGUCAUACUAUGUUCCAGGAACUGAUAUUUGCAGGCAAACUGCCUUUCAAGUAAUUGCUGUGGAUGGUGUGUGCAGUGGCAUAAUUCAGUGCCUCACUGUUGAAGAUUGUAUAGACUGGCUACAAGCGAUCGCAAUUAAUAUAUCCAAUCUUACCAAGCACAAUAUUAAAAAAAUUAACAGAAACUUCCCUGUAAACCAACAGAUAGUCUACAUGGGCUGGGUAGAUGAUCGAGAGCCUGACUCACUGCAGGAUAAACUGUAUACACCAAAGUAUCUAGCCUUGAGGGGUUCUUGCCUAUACAAAUUUACAGCACCUCCGGUAACAACAUGGGACUGGACAAGAGCUGUGAGGAGUUACGUAGUCUAUGAAAUUAUGUGCAAAAUCCUGAAGGACAGUGACCUAUGGGACCGGCGGAAAUACAGCUUUAGUGUUCAGACAGAAAAUGGCGAGGACCUAGUCUUCAGUCUGGAAUUAGAGUAUGAACUCAUUCUCUGGGAGAAGGCCUUCCAAACAUCAACAUUCUUGGAGGUUGAACGAAUACAGUGCAAGACAUAUCCAUGUGUACUGGAGAGUCACCUCAUGGGACUGACCAUAGACUUCAACAUGGGCUUUGUCUGCUUUGAUGCUGCAACAAAGGCUGUUCUCUGGAGGUACAAGUUUUCUCAACUGAAAGGUUCUUCAGAUGAUGGAAAGAGCAAGAUUAAGUUUUUAUUCCAGAAUACGGACACAAAACAAAUUGAAGCGAAGGAGCUGGAAUUUUCCAAUCUGUUUGCAGUUCUGCACUGCAUACAUUCCUUCUUUGCUGCCAAAGUUGCUUGCAUGGAUCCUCUCUAUGUCGGAAGCCAAAGUGGUGCUGGGAAGGCGAAGUACAAUAAUUGACAGAGAGACUCGUAUUCUUUCUAUCCAGUUUGGAGGAGUUGAUGCUGCUCUACUGAACAUAAAUAUUUAUCAUACCACACCCAUGGGGAUUUGUGUACAAGGUUUCCAGUUCAGGAGACAUAUUGUCACUUUGCAGUUCAGAAACGCAUUCAUCUCCUGUGCCGUAAUAAUGCAAACAGUCAACGAAUAAGAUGAACUGAAAUCCCAGGAGUCUGCAAGCAUAGUACCUUUUUGUGACUUCGAUAGAGAACAGUCGUUUCCUCAAUAACUGUAGCCAAAUAUUACAGUGAGACAAUUCCUUGAAUGAGAGCUGUCACUGAAGCACUUAUUGUAUAUAAGAUUUCUUAUUUGAAGGCAUCUCUAUGGAAGGACCCAUGGAUUCAAAUGUACUUCUGGUGUUCCAAAGGUGGACAUUUUUAUGAAUUUACAUGACAUUUAAAUGUUAAAGACAGAAGGUUUAUGCAAAGUUGGUGUUCAGGAAUAUGAAAAACAGAAAUUAAGGAUAAAAAAUGGGCAAAGUUGAUCAUUUUUAUGUAAAAUAAUUUUUGUAGUGGAAAUGCCCUUAUUUUUACAAUCAGCCUGAGUGUUUACUGUUCCCAUGUUAAUUCUCCGAAACACAAAAUGUGAAUUGUAUUUCUUGAAUAACAUGUUCAGAAUCUGUUCAAUGUACCAGGCAGUAAUAAUAAUUAUUGUCUCUUUGUUGGAAUCAUUUGCACAAGCUGUUAAAAUCAAGCUAACGUUUCUCUAGGACUAUCAAUAAUUAAAAUAUAACAUAACUUUCAUUCAUUAAAAGGAAAUAACUGACUGCAAGACC